Lacerta agilis (Sand lizard) is the source of this 5623-nucleotide messenger RNA. RefSeq names its product ADAM metallopeptidase with thrombospondin type 1 motif 14 (gene ADAMTS14). The coding region runs from base 102 to 3923 and encodes 1273 amino acids. Gene Ontology annotation, molecular function: metalloendopeptidase activity. Gene Ontology annotation, biological process: proteolysis; extracellular matrix organization. The record is from RefSeq and is a predicted model, not a curated record. NCBI's taxonomy places the organism in Eukaryota, Metazoa, Chordata, Lepidosauria, Squamata, Lacertidae. Gene Ontology annotation, cellular component: extracellular matrix. The transcript has 22 exons.
AGCAACUUUCCGUCCUCCUCGUUCUCCUCACCACCUCCCGGCUGUGUGGGGCUGGCCGGGCGCUGGAGUUCCCGGGUGGCGCGCCGGGCGAGCGUCCGCAAAUGGAUUACCCGCCUCUGUAUGCGAUGCUGUCUUGCUUGGUGCCUCUCAGCUGCUGGCUCGCCGCGGGCAGGGGAGCGAGAGCCCAAGAGCUGCUCCUGUCUGGAAAGCUAAGUGAAUAUGGUGUGAUUGUGCCCUUCAGUGCAGAUUGCCAGGGACGGUUCCUCUCUCACGUGGUGUCUGGCUCGGUGGCAGCAAGGAGGGGCAAAGCCACCCACCCUCCCGCUCCUCCACCUCACCCAGGCCGGCGCAGGGUUCCCCGCAGCACCUCCUUUCUGAACCAAGGCGUGCCUGGGAAUCGCUUGUACUACUUCAAUGUUACUGUUUUUGGAAAGGAGCUGCAUCUUCGCCUGAAGCCCAACCGGCGGCUGGUGUCACCUGGCGCAUUGACUGAGUGGCAAGAGGACUUCCGGGAGGUCUUUCGGGAGCCGCUGCAACAGGACUGUGCUUUUACAGGAGGAGUCUCGGGGAUGCCAGGUGCCGCAGUGGCCAUCAGUAAUUGUGAUGGACUGGCAGGCCUGAUUCGUACAGACAGUGGCGAGUUUUUUAUUGAGCCCUUGGAGCGAGGACAGUGGGAGAAAGAAAAUAAUGGGAGAGCUCAUGUGGUCUACCGUAGGUCUACCAUCAAACAGAGAACAGAAGCAUACAAGGACCAUCAUAAUGAAGUUCCAGGCUUUAGCCUAGGUCAGCUCCCAAACACACUGAACCUAAUUGAAGAGCAGGUUGGCGAAGCAGAUCGGAAAAGGCGCCACGCCAAGAAAGACGACUACAACAUAGAGAUUCUGCUGGCCGUGGACGAUUCCGUCGUGCGAUUCCAUGGGAAGGAACAUGUCCAGAAUUACGUCCUCACCCUCAUGAACAUAGUAGAUGAAAUUUACCACGAUGAAUCAUUGGGGGUCCACAUCAACAUUGUGCUGGUUAGAAUGAUUAUGGUGGGAUACAGACAGUCGAUCAGUUUAAUAGAGCGAGGGAACCCGUCUCGGAGCCUGGAGCAGGUCUGCCGCUGGGCCCAUUCUCAGCAGCGCUCGGACCCAGAACACGCAGAAUACCAUGACCAUGCUGUGUUCCUCACCAGGCAAGACUUUGGUCCCGCAGGUAUGCAAGGAUAUGCCCCUGUCACAGGCAUGUGUCACCCUCUGCGCAGUUGCACCCUCAAUCACGAAGAUGGGUUCUCGUCGGCAUUCGUGGUUGCUCAUGAGACUGGACAUGUGUUAGGUAUGGAACACGAUGGCCAAGGUAACCAAUGUGCCGAUGAAACCAGCAUGGGAAGCAUUAUGGCGCCACUGGUGCAAGCUGCAUUCCACCGUUACCACUGGUCGCGAUGCAGCAAGCAAGAGCUGAACCGAUACAUACAUUCUUACGACUGCCUCUUGGAUGACCCUUUUGAGCACAACUGGCCUAAGUUGCCGGAGCUGCCAGGAAUCAAUUACUCCAUGGAUGAGCAAUGCCGUUUUGACUUUGGUGUGGGCUACAAAACAUGCACAGCUUUCAGAACCUUUGACCCGUGCAAACAACUGUGGUGCAGCCAUCCUGACAACCCCUAUUUCUGUAAGACAAAGAAAGGACCUCCCUUAGAUGGAACUGAGUGUGCAUCAGGCAAGUGGUGUUUCAAGGGUCACUGCAUCUGGAAGACUUCAGAACAACCGUACAGCCAGGAUGGCAGCUGGAGUUCCUGGUCCAAAUUUGGUUCCUGCUCCAGGACAUGUGGGGGUGGGGUACGCUCCCGCAGCAGGAACUGCAACAACCCACCCCCAGCCUACGGAGGGCGCCAUUGCCCAGGUGCCACGUACGAGUACCAAGUCUGCAAUACAGAAGAGUGCCGUGGUCCCUAUGAGGAUUUCCGUGCCCAGCAAUGCUCCAAGAGGAACUCUUAUUACACCCACCAGAACUCCAAGCACACUUGGCUUCCCUAUGAACACCAUGAUGAUGCCCAGAAGUGUGAGCUGAUUUGCCAGUCUGAGGAAACUGGAGAUGUGGUAUUCAUGAAUCAAGUUGUUCAUGAUGGCACAAGGUGCACCUAUAGAGACCCAUACAGUGUCUGUGUGAGGGGAGAGUGUGUGCAUGUUGGGUGCGACAAAGAAAUCGGCUCCCUCAAGCAGGACGACAAGUGUGGUGUUUGUGGGGGUGACAAUUCCCACUGCCGGACGGUGAAGGGGACUUUGGUCAAAUCCCCAAAGCAGGCAGUGGGUGCUUUGAAAAUGUUUGAGAUUCCAGCCGGCGCCAGGCAUGUGCAGAUUGAAGAGAUGGAGCCAGCAACCCAUACAAUUGCUCUUAAGAACCAAGCCUCUGGCAACAUCAUCCUUAAUCCCAAGGGCAAAGAUGCCAAGAGCAGCACUUUCCUGGAGAUGGGCCUGGAAUGGGAGUACGCCAUUGAGAACGGCAAAGAAAGCUUGAAAACCAGCGGACCCCUGCAUGAAGCCAUCAGCAUCCUGGUCAUCCCACAAGAAGAUGAAUCCAAGAGUAGCUUGAUGUACAAGUACAUCAUCCACGAAGAUCUCCUUCCUGUCAUCGGAAACAACAAUGUCCUCCUGGAAGAAAUGGACACCUAUGAGUGGGCCCUUAAAAGCUGGUCUCAGUGUUCAAAAGCUUGUGGAGGAGGAAUACAGUAUACCAAGUAUGGUUGCCGGAGGAAGAGCGAUAACCGGAUGGUGCACCGGAACUUCUGCGAUAAUGGGAAGAAACCAAAACCCAUCCGUAGGAGAUGCAACAUGCAGGAAUGCACCCAGCCUUUCUGGGGGGCUGAGGAGUGGGGGGCCUGCAGCAAGUCCUGUGGCAAGCUGGGAGUCCAGGUCAGAGUGGUGCAGUGCACCCAGCACCUACACAAUGGCACAAACAGGACCGUGCACACAAAGUACUGCACAGGAGACAAGCCAGACGCACGCCGGCCCUGCAGUCGCAUCCCAUGCCCUGCCCAGUGGAGGACAGGUGCCUGGUCUCAGUGCUCUGUCAGCUGUGGAGAAGGCAUCCAGCAGCGUCAGGUGGUGUGCAAGUCCAACGACAACAACCUUGGCCAGUGUGAGAGCGAGAAGCCAGAGACCAUCCAGGUUUGCAAAAUGGCAGCAUGCCCAGGAAACCUACCAAGCGUCACAACAAACUCAGGCACCAGCGAUCACGUGACUCCUAAGGUCCAAUGGGUGCCUCAGGAGAGUGCCAAAAAUCCUGUUACCAAGAUAUCAUCAAAGGAGCCGUGCCUUGGAGACAAGUCCAUAUUCUGCCAGAUGGAGGUCCUGGCUCGCUACUGCUCCAUCCCUGGCUAUAACAAGCUCUGCUGCGAAUCCUGCAGCAAAAAAGUCCCCACCAGCCAGCCUCCCGCCGUUGACCAAGUAGCUUCUGAGACUGGCACCCGUGGAGGCGCUGCCCUUCCCGGCCCUCUCCCACAACUGUCUCCCCAUCCCACUGCCACGAGCCAACUGCGAAGGGUGAAGGGCACUUCUCCGAAAGAGACAGAGGCAUCCCGUGGUCUCCUGGCUACUCUCGCCGGCUCCACGGCCAUUGGCACCUGCCAGGUUAACGCUGCUUCACAGCCUCAGGGCAGCCCUGACAAUAGCACUUCAAAAGUGGGCACGCCAAUGCUACUACCUCCUUCUCUUCCUCCUCCUCCUCCCCCUCCUCCUCUUCUGCAGGCUCCAGCAGGGUGGGACCCCGAGGAGCAUCGGAGUAGUUCGGUGUCCCAGUGGCUCCCUGCUGCCUUGGACAAGCCUUCAGUUGUUUCGCAGAAAGGAGGCCCAUCUCCUCCUCAAGAUGGAGGCUGGUGGAGAAAGGACAGCGUGGGGCCCAAACAGUCAGCUGCCACUCUCAGGACCUCCUCCCCUGUUGUGACAUGAGUGGGGGUGGUGCUUUCUUUCCCCCCAGAAACCCCUCUCUUAUUUUUGGGGGAGUUUCAUUAUGUCUCUCUACACCGUUUACAUGCAGAGGAGCGGGGUGGCAAAGCCACCAUGUUGUUUUUUUUUUAAAUCUGGGCCACUUUUCCCAAAAUGGAAGGAGUAACCAUCUCCAACGCAACCAUGUUCAUUUUAGCAACGGCGGUGAUUUUGCCGUUGUUCUUGUUGGACACACACACACACAAACAAACAGUGCUUGCGUAGCCCAGGUUAGGUCGCCUCUGAGGGCUUUUCCUUCAAGAGAUUUCUCAAUCAAUAAGACAAGACAGAGCCAAGCCAGCUCAAGGACCUUGUUUCCCCUCCUCAGUUUCCCCUCAUUGCUGCUGCUAUCCCAGCCAUCCGGUGGAGCCUUGAAAUGGUGCUGCAAGGGACAUGGUUUUAAUCCGAGUUACUGUGGACAGCGAGCCUGACGUGUCUCCAUAACAGCACGCUAUGCGGACUGAAGUUGAUUGUGUCAGGAGAGAGGAGGAGACCUGGGGUGCUUCCAGGUGGAGGGCUUAAUACUGCAAACGGGUCUUACAGGUAGCGCAAACGGGUUGUUGGCAACAGGUUAUUGUUGUUGUUUUCUACCUUGGCAAGGGCAAAUCUAGAUUAAAAGUGUUGGUGGGGAGAGAAAAGCAGGUUGGCUUUUUUGUUGUUGAUGAUGAUGGGCACCGUGUAGAUGCUUCGAAAAGCUUGCAUCCGUGAGGAGCACCAAUCCCAGGGAAGUGUAUGUGGUUUGGACUAACGGGCUCCUGAGCCAGCAAGCCAGCUGCCUCCUUGCAAUGCUGAGCUGGUGUGCUGAAAGUCCUGGGACGGGGCGUGUUGAACCCCCCCCCCCAGCUCACUUGGAGUGUCUUUUGAACAUGGUAUGAGCAAUGAACACCUCAUCUUUAAAAACCAUUUUUAUGACCUUUUUGUUCACCAUGGCAGUGACAAUUCUCAGUCAAAAGCAGGGAGAAUAUGAGAACGUGAGGAUUGCCUUGCUAACUGGGCCCAAUGUCCAUUUGUUCCAGCACUUUGCUUGUGCCAGUGGCCAGCUAGAUGCCCACAAGCAAUUCGUGAUUGCUUUUCAGCCAUUCUUUGUCUGCCCAGAGCAAUCUGGUCAUCAGAGGUAUGCUGCCCUUGAAAUGAGUAGAUUUUCAGAGCAAACCAGGGAACCAGAUACCCAAGUGUGUUACCAAAUGCUUUGUGUUUUAAAACAACGCUAUUGCUGAAAGGAUGUUGUGGGCUUCCUGGUUCUCUCUCCCCCCCUCUCUUUUCCCCCCUCUGAAAAGCCACUUUUGUUCCUCACAAUGCAGUUUAUGUCACUUCUGAGUUUGAAGAUGUUCUCUUGCAUUGGCAGAAUGCUGUUCUGGAACUCUGCUUGAGAUGUGAGGUGACGCCAGUUUUAAUAAAAUAUGCCCACCACAGGAAUUCUGAAUAAGUUAGGUAACAGGUGCGUUUUUUAAAAAAAAGCAACUCUGGAGUGACUUUUAUCCAAGAACAACAACAUGAGCUGCAAUAGGCAGCUUUGGAACUGUCUGAUAUGAGCUGUGUUUUGCCAACGAUGGAUGCUAAAUAAGAUCGAGGUGAUGUAAGGUUAUGUGAAUAAUUGAAUUGCCUUUUGGUGAGAAUGGCUGGUUUAAUAUUAAAUGGACACCCCAUUCCACCCCUACACACAA